AUGUCGACUCAGCCGCAGAACGCAUUGUCCCGAGUUGGGAAGCUUAUUAGUGUGGUGCCCGUUGGAUUGAAAGAGGCUGCUCUCGAUUCCCCGACUUUCCGGGCCACCACACUUCAUUUCUCUGAGCAAAUCGAAUACCUCGAAAGAUGGCUGGAUGGCUAUGCAAAGGCUGCUUCCAAGCUCGUCACGGAGCUUGCGACCAUGGAAAAUGUGAUGAAUAGCUUUCUGGCGUAUUCUUCGAACCCUCCUAUCGUCUCCGAAGCUGUCCUCGACCAUGAUUACACCUUACAGGCCAUGAGCAGGUGUGGUGAGAGCUCGAAAGAUCUGUGGAAUGGUUUAAUGGCCACUGCGAAGAAAAUGGAAUCGCUUAUAUCAGAGCCUAUAAGAGUCUUCAUCCAUGAUGAUUUACGGAGCUUUAAGGAGACUCGUCGCACCCUCGAACAAGCGCAAAAGCAGUACGAUUACCUUCUAUCUAGAUAUGCUUCGCAGUCCAAAUCAAAAGAACCUUCAUCCCUGAGAGAAGAUGCUUUCCAGCUUCACGAAGCCCGCAAAGCCUACCUGAAAGCGUCAAUGGAUUUUUCAGUGCAAGCACCACAAAUACGAAACUCGCUCGAUCGACUGUUGGUCCGAGUUUCCUUCGACCAGUGGAGGGAAUUUAAGGCCCUCCAUAAUGACAAUGGUGCAUCGUUUGCCAAAUGGGGCCAAGAGAUGGAUCGCAUAAAAGGUUGGAUCCAUGAAAUGGAGGGCAGCGAGAAGUUCUCAAAGCGUGAGCUCGUUUCCGCCAGAAAGCAUAUUGAAGACGCUGCAGAGCUGGCUGCCAGGCCGUCUCGAGAGCUGGAAGACUACUCAGUAUCCACCGUUCCAUAUCUAGGGUCUCGCCCUCUGUCGGACCUGAACAUGCCCAAGGAAGCACGGCCCGAGAAGCAAGGCUGGGUUUAUCUGCGAACAUUGUCAGGCAAACCAACACGUACUGUUUGGGUGAGACGUUGGGCCUUUUUGAAGAACGGAAUCUUUGGUUGCCUCGUGCAGGGUUCUCGAACUGGCGGAGUUGAAGAAAGUGAGCGUAUAGGCGUGCUAUUGUGCAGUAUACGGCCUGCUUUCCAGGAGGAACGAAGGUUCUGCUUCGAAGUGAAGACCAAGAGCAACACCAUAGUAUUGCAGGCCGAGACUCAGAAAGAGCUCACGGAAUGGAUUGCUGCUUUUGAGGCAGCUAAACGAAAAGCACUGGAAAACCCGACAAGCACCGACAUCUCGGUUUCCGGAAAGGUUACUGUGCAAGAUCCAGCCUUUGCAAUCUCUCAGCCUCCAGCACCUGAAUUUGCUGCUGAUCCGGCCGACUCGCUCACGCCGCACGCAAAUGAUGAGCAUGGACCGUCGGAUCGUAGCGGAGGGUUAUCUGUUCCAGAGCGGGACGCAUCAGCCUUCCGAAACAGCAGCGAUCUCGGCAGCCCCCGGCGCAUGACAGGAUUGGAUUCCGAGAGUUCUGCGCGAGAACAUACUUCCAGACUCAUCCAGAAAUUGGAUCUUCACCGCAAGUCCAACAAUAAUGCCGUCCCACCAUCUAUAUCUCUACCCGGUGCAGGUGGUGGUAUCGCAGGCCUGAUCUCCGCCAGCCAUAACGCGUUAGGGCACAGCAACGGUCUAUCCGUGGGCGGGACUGAUGCUGAAGGGAACAGAAGUCGCAGUUUGACGAACCGGAGCCUUCCUCCUACCACACUCGCGCCUUCCACCUUGGCGAAUCCACCCGCCCCUACCAGUAUGAGCAAGGCGGCUGUAAUCGUCAGCAAUGAACGAGGUAUUGGUUUGGGGCAAGCCGACAAGACAGGUGGGAUGCCUAGCGGUAUGAUGGCCAACCUGUGGGGUAGUUCCAACUGGGGCUUCAUGAACAGACUCGAACGCGAACGUGAUGCUCAGCUUGCAGGGGCCGGCCAGGAAGCUUCUGUCGGACAACAACCAUCAACUCCGGCAACUGAUUCGUCAAAGCCACCGCAAUCAUCUGAUGUAGAUUUGACCAACGGCACCUCAGCACCCAAGCAGCAGAUGUCUGGGCCUCGCCAUAGGCAAACCGUUAGUCUUGACGGCGAUGCGUCCAAGGUGCAGAGGGCAAUUCUGGGUAUUUCGCAUGAGUAUCCCAGUUACUACCCCGAGCAACUUCGGCCUCAGGAUGCACAAUUUCGCCUGCUCUUUCCCGACGUCAAAAGAGAGGAGCCUUUGGUCAUGGUCUUCCGAGCCACAUGGAAUCCCAACGAUCAGCAAGAAUUUCCUGGAAGAGCAUACGUUACGACUCGCAGCAUAUAUUUUUACAGUCAUUAUUUUGGAUUAGUUUUAACCACAGAUGUCCCGCUGGAAAGCAUCAAGGAAGUGACUGCUGCACCUGGCAGAGACUGCGAUUUCUUAUUUCUCCAUACUAUCCCGCCUCUUGGUGAGGAUACUCCGGGACGAAUCACGGUGAAAACUUUCCUUGAGCCCCUAAGACUUCUUCAAAGACGCCUGAAUUUCUUGAUUCAAGAUUCAACCGCCGUGGAGCCCAUGGGGUUGGAAGCAAUUUUCAAGGCUCUGAUCAAGAUGGAGACCGACACGAGGAACCGUAGCCCUAGCCUGAACAGCUGGGAAGAUGCGGCCGUUUCGGAUGACAAGAACGGUAUUGAAGACGACAACAUUGCUGCCGGACAGCAAAAAGAUAUCCGCCGACCGAUUUACAUUGAUUAUGACUUGGAUCCGCAUUCAAAGUAUGGCAAGCACGGCAAAAAUGCGCCAAAGUUCCGCUUGCCAACUCAACCUGUUCAAUAUGUUCCCCAAGGCAACCUCCACCUUGCUGCAGAGAAGAUAUUCGAUAUUAGUCCGAAGGCGAUAUUCCAUAUCCUUUUCGGUGACAAGAGUGCUGUUUGGCAACUCCUUUUGCACGAAAGAAGAUCGCGAGAUAUUAAACAGGGGCCCUGGAUCAGAAACGAAUCUCGCCAUUUGCGACGUGACUUUGAAUAUCAUAUCGAGACAACUGACUUGCUUGGGCGCACUCAGGACAAGAUGAUUUCCGAUUACCAGAUCAUUGAUGUUCUCAAUGAUCACUUGUGCUACGUAGUGACUGACAAGCGGACUCCGUGGCACCUUCCUUUUAAGCGCUCGUUCAGGUUGGUGAGCAAGAUUGUGAUUACAUUCGUCGCGAAGGGGAAAAGCAAGCUUGCUGUAUACACGAAAGUGGAGUGGCUCGGGUCUCCUCAUGGCCUCCAGAGAAUCAUCGAGAAGCAAGCAACAGGUGACUUAGAGCAAGACGCGCUGGACCUCGUUGAUCUUGUCAGCGAUCAGGUGCGAAAAUUGGGCUUCCACAGCCGAACAAAAAAAGCCAUCACCAUUUUCGGUCACAUCGGACGCCAACAACUUACAUCUCAGUUUUCGUCCAGCGAAUCAGUUCUGAAACUUGAACCUCGAAAGCCUCGGCGUCAGAGGACCUUAACCCAACUGUUAUUCGAGAUGCUUCUUUCCUUCCUGGAGAGCGCCGUUUCGUCCAUAAUCAUGUGGACUUUUGCCUUCCUUCGCUGGACCUGGAAAACCACGAAUGCAAACAUGGUCAUUCUAGCCCUGCUGAUCUCCAGCGCUUUAAUGAACGGACUCUUCACUUCUCGGUACACUUAUGACUGGUGGCAUGAGAGGAAUGUGGGAAACUUCAUGGCUCGCCUUGGGGUCGGUCCCAACCAUGUGAUGAGCAAAGCCAUCUAUAUGAGGGAUAUCGACGAGGUCAUUGCUAAUGCCACUGUCGGCCAGUCUAGCAACAACAUGAGUAGAUGUUUCUCUACGUUCUACCAGCAGACAGUGAGCGACCAGGGAACAGUCCUUUCCUUUGGCGCUUCCGGCCCUCGAGACUCAGUGACGCGGAGCGCAGCCAGACGGAUCCAUCAAACCCGCGAGCGACUCGCUAUGUAUAGACACAACUUGUUAGUGGCGCUCCGGGUAGUAAACAGCAUUGAAAGAGAGGUCAUCCAAGGCGAGUGGGAACGAUGGCUCCGGCAGGAACUGAGACGCUGUCACCAAGUGGAGAAACUUCUUGGAAAGAACAAGGAGGAUGACGGAGUCAAUAUGCAGGUUGACCAAGCAAGUCAAACUGUUUUUGCCGAUCUCGCGGGUGACGUUCAGCAGUGGUACGAUAAAUACUGUACCAGUUGCCAGAUGGAACAGGAGCAGCUUGAGAGGAGCGGUGUUGUAUAUGGUAUUUAA
Messenger RNA from Aspergillus pseudoviridinutans, 4209 nucleotides. Its product is annotated as putative transcription factor SipA3. The record is from RefSeq and is a predicted model, not a curated record. Gene Ontology annotation, molecular function: protein binding. Gene Ontology annotation, cellular component: endoplasmic reticulum; plasma membrane; cytoplasm. Bases 1 to 4209 code for a protein of 1402 amino acids. The transcript is spliced from 6 exons. Lineage: Eukaryota; Fungi; Ascomycota; Eurotiomycetes; Eurotiales; Aspergillaceae.